UCCGUUGCCAGUUUGCCUCGAGCUCGGCUGGGGGGGUUGUGAUGGGCGCGCGCACGGGCUCGGGGCCAUGGCCGCAGCAGGCGCGCCAUGCCGCGGGAUCGCGGAGCUCCGGGCCAAUGGUGCCGGCAGCCUGGAGGCCCACGAGGAUCCUGGCGGGACGGAGUGGGCGGACUCCGCAGAGAUUCGGCUCUUCCUGAAGGAGGGAUACCAGUCGGCCGAGCAGCCGCCGUGCGGCUGGGGCGCCGAGCAGCUGGUUGACGAGGGGCAGCGACCUGCGGACCAGAGGCCGUGCCAUGAUGUCAGAGGGGGCGCUUCGACAUCGGCUGGAGCGUUCGGCUCCGCAGCCAGGUCCAGCAGGGCAGCGGGCGGUGCAACCCCAGCCUUGCCGCUCCCCGCUCCUGCGGCGGGGCGCGACGGGGUGAUGCUCGCCGCCGACGAGGCAAUGGAGGAGGCUGCGGGGGUCCGGAGCCGUACGCCCACGAGGGCCAGCAGCCCGACGAGGGCGCGCGAGUUGGACACGGAUUUGGCGAGACCGCAGAACCGCAGCGCACGCGAGAUUGCGCAGCUUCGGCAGGCCCGCCUCUGCGCAGGCCCAGUCACGCGGGCCGUCCAGAAGCAGACGCAGGCGCAGCUCGUGCCCGCCCUGCCGGCCCCUGGGCCUGCUGAGACAGGGGCCCCCCUGCCGGACCCUCUCCGGAGCCGCCCGCUCACGCGGGCCUUCGCCAAGAGAGCGCAGCUCGGGCACCCAGAGGCGGAGGCCCCCCCGAAGGCUGCCCCUCGGAGCGGUGCGCCCGCGCGGCGGGAGGCGCCCGAGGCGGCUCUGCCAGCGCCGCCUCGGAGCGACCCAGUUGAGCGGCCCUCCCGGCUGCAGAUGACGCGCGGGCAGGCCUCGGGGGUGGCGCUGCCUCAGAGCCGCAGCACCGCCAGGGGCGGCCGCCGGGUCUCGCUGGCGGCGGCCGCGGGCGCUCGCGCCGUGCAAGCCACAGCAGUAGAGGCCGCCGCGAGGCUGGCGGGUGGGCACGCCCCUCAAGCGGACUCGGGCGCCGACAGUGGCAGGCCCCCGCGCCCAGUCCGCGCCUCCAGGGCGGACUCGCGCGCCGACAAUGGCAGGUUCCCCGCGCCCCUCGCCGCGGCCUCCAGGGGCGCGGCGCCAGCCCGCACCCGGAGCUCAGGACCCGUGCGGCGCCCCGCGGGAGCGGCGGCGGUGGGCCCCCGGCUUCGGUCCGCAGGCCUCAGCGCCCGCUCGGCGAGCCCCAGCGCCUGCCCCGCGAGCACGUCGCGCGCGGGCUCGGCGGGCUCUGGCGCCGCGCCCCGUGCGCGGCGGGAGCGCCAAGAGCCCCAGGGCCGCCCGGCGAGCCGCAGAGCUUGCCCCGCGAGCUCGGGAGCUCGCCCCGCAACGAGCGCCCGCGUCGCGGAGCCGACGCGGGAGGCAUCCCGCGGGCUGCGGUCCAGGAGCCCAGGCCGGGCUUCUGGUGCCAGCCGCGCCUGGGCGGGCCCUGGCUGCCCAGCGCCCGCGGGGGUGCACCGUCGCCUGCGGUUCAAGAGCCCAGACCCCCAGGGUUGGCGUCCGAAUUCGGGUGCCAGUCGCGCCAGUGUGGACCCUGCCUGCCCGGCGCUCGAGGGGAUGCACCGUCGCCUGCGGUCCAAGAGUCCGGAUCCUUGCGGCCAGUUUCCGAGUUCCGGCGCCCACUGUGCCUUGGCGGCCCCUGGCUCCGUGGGGGUGCGCCGUCGCCUGCGGUGCAAGAGCCCUGACCCCUGCGCGUGGAGACCAGAGCGCCGCCUGCGGAGCAAGAGCCCAGGCCCUCGGGCGCCGCCGACGAGGCUGUGCCCUGCGCGCUCGAGGAGCCCCGGCCCGCGCGGGGGCGGGCUCGGUGAUCCGACUGCCCGGGCGACCGCGGCGCUGCUGCUUGCGCGACUUGCCAGGGCCGGGGCCGGCGCAGGGUCAUGAGUUCAUAGUUUCAGGCCGCAGCGCCCGCGCAUGGACGGCAGCGCCUCGCGGCGCCCCCGCCCUUUCGGCGCGCGCGCACACGCCGAGUCGUGCCGCGGCAGGCGGGGCCGAGGAGGCUCACGUCCAGGCCUGAGCGGCGGGCCACGCCGGGCGGGCCCAGCUCUCCGGCGAUCGACGACUGGAGGGGGCGCAAUAAACGCG
Molecule: messenger RNA, 2149 nt
Organism: Prorocentrum cordatum
Lineage: Eukaryota; Dinophyceae; Prorocentrales; Prorocentraceae
Source: the annotation of a GenBank genome assembly